GCGUCUGUCUCUCUGUCUCACUGCAGUAAGAAUGGCCUCAAACUUGUGGUCAGAGGAGCAGUUCAUCUGUCCAGUGUGUCUGGAGAUAUUGAAGGACCCAGUGGCUAUUCCAUGUGGACACAGUUACUGUUUGGGGUGUAUUAAGAACUACUGGGAUAAUACUGAUCAUACAGGUGUCUACAGCUGCCCUCAGUGCAGAGAGACCUUUACUCCAAGGCCUGUUCUGUGCAAGAACACCAUGCUGGCUGAAGUUGUGGAGAGAUUAAAGAAGACAGGGCCCAAUCCUCCUCCUGCUCAAAGUUGUGCUGGACCUGGAGAUGUGCCAUGUGAUUUCUGCACUGGGAGAAAGCUGAAAGCUGUAAAAUCCUGUUUGACUUGCCUGGCCUCUUACUGUGAAACACAUGUUAAGUCUCAUAGUGAAGUUACAACAUUAAAGAAGCACAAACUGAUCGAUGCAACUGGAAAUCUGGAGAAGUUGCUUUGUUCUGAACACCAGAAGAUUUUGGAGGUCUUCUGCAGAACCGAUCAGACCUGUAUUUGUUUGUUGUGUGCUGAUGAGGAACAUAAAAGCCACGACACCUUACCAGCUGAGAAAGAAAGGUCUGGGAAACAGAAGCAGCUGGGAGAGACGCAGAUGGAAAUAGAAUUGAGAAUCCAGAAGAAACUGAAAGAAGUGGACGAGCUGAAGCAGGCUGUGGAGUCACUGAAGAUAUCUGCACAGAGAGAUAUAAAGGAAAGUGAGAAGAUCUUCACCAAGCUGAUCGAAUCCAUUGAGAAGAUCCAGUCUGAGGUUAUUGAGCUGAUUGGAGCAAAUGAGAAGGCUUCAGUGAAUCAGGCUGAAGAACUCAUGAAGAAACUGCAGCAGGAGAUUGUUCAGCUAAGGAGGAGAGACGCUGAGCUGAAACAGCUUUCAGAAAUAGAAGAUCACAUCCAUUAUUUACAGAAUUUCAAGUCACUCUGUGCCCCUCCUGAAGCUGGAGUCUUACCCAGCGUUACUGUCAACUCUGACAUCUCUUUUGGGGCUGUGAUGAAAGCAGUUUGUGAACUUAAAGACAACAUUGAGAACUUCUGCGAGAAGGAAUUAGUCAGCAUCACCAAAACAGUGAAUGAAGUUGCAGUUUACAGUCUGGAGUCUCCAGAGCCGAGGACCAGAGCAGAGUUUUUAAAAUAUUCCUGUCAGCUCACGCUGGACCCCAACACAGCAUAUAGAGAGCUCUGUCUGUCUGAAGGGAAUAGAAAGGUGACACUGAGGGAAGAUACCCAGCCAUAUCCAGAUCACCCAGAGAGAUUUUACAGCUGGUACCAAGUGCUCUGCGAAGAGGGUUUGUCUGGGACUCGCUGCUACUGGGAGAUUGAGUGGAGUGGGGGUUGGGCUUAUAUAGGAGUCACAUAUAAAGGAAUUAGCAGGAAAGGAGAGGAUGUUUCCUGUUGCCUUGGAUUCAAUGACAAGUCCUGGAGUUUGUUCUGCUCUAGUUCCACUUACACUUUCUGGCACAAUAACAAUAAAACUGCAAUAACUGCCCCCUGCACCUCCAGAAUAGGAGUGUAUCUAGACUUUAAUGCCGGCAUUUCAUUUUAUGGAAUCUCCGGUGACACAAUGACCCUCCUGCACAGAUUCCAAACCACAUUCACUGAGCCACUCUAUCCUGGGUUUAGACUCUUUUCUGAUUCCACUGUAGAAAUCUGCCAGCUAAACUAGACUGUUCAGUGUUUUAAGAAACCCUUUGUAUUGAACUGUCUUCUCUCCUCAGGUGAAGGGGAUGUUCAGUUUGACACAGGGGGUAAAAUGGCAACUGCAGAGUGAAAUUAUUUGUUUCUAAACUGGCUGAUUUCAGAAAUGACUUUUAAAUAGAAGGAGGUUUGCACCAGGCUCUUUUAUUUGGGCCAGAGGAGAGGGUCAUAAGCAGGGGGUUCUGGUUUCCGGGUUUUAUUUUUAAUCACGUGAUGUCCCUUUAGAUGUGUUUUGAGCCAACUCGCUUUCUUAAUCAAACUAAUUACCAAUGGAAGCUGUUUCUUUACCCUGAUAUAUUGAUUGUGUUAACAAAUGAUGUGCAUUGAUCUCACCUGAUUCUAUUUGAAGUUGCAUUUCGUUCUGGCUGAAUUCAGCUUAUUAACUUCCACUGCAUUGGUUUCUAGAAGUGUGUUUGUUUUCUCCCGCUGAUUUACAUGUUGUUUCUCUUUAUCUGCUAUUUAGUUAAGGAUUAAUAACUAUUAAUUAAGGUAGAGGGAUGGAAAAUAAAACCUGAAAACCAGAACCCCUAGUCAUAAGCAAGCAUAUCAAACACAAUGCGAGACAGAUUAAAAUAAGAAACAUUUAUAUAAAAGAGGACUUCGUUUCAGUUCUCAAAUAUAAUGCACACAUUUCAAAGUCAGUUUCUUUCAUAACUAGGAUCAUUAUACAUCAGUAUUAGUAAACACAAUAAGUAAAAAUGUUGGUAUUAAGUAUCUAUAAAAACAGAUGAUUUAGUAAGAUGUAGAAUUUCUAAUCAAUACAUUGAGAUUACUGAAAUGUGUUGUUAUUAUUUUGUUAUUUGAGAUCAUUUAUUAUUUCGAUUGGAAGAAUGUUAUAUAAAUUUAACAGCCAGCAGGGUGACUGCAUUAGUAUAAUGUUUAGAGCUGUAAAGUUUGUCCACUACACUAACCCAAAUUGUCUGUUUUAUUUAGUAAAGUGUGUAUCAAUUAAAAAAAUAUGUUCUAACAAUAUGAUUCAAUAAUGCAGUUUGAUAUUCUAUAGUUUUGGUUUCUAGCUUUGUUUGAUGAAAUAAGAAAAAUAAAAUAGAUAAAUAAUUCAAACCAAUCAAAGUCUCUGUAUUAUUCACUCGGUCUAAUAAAGAAUAGUAUACUGCACCUUCUCUUUAUCAACUUGUUUUUCUCUGCUUGUCUCUCUGGGAUGGAUUCCAAUGGUGAAUG
Messenger RNA from Acipenser ruthenus (sterlet), 2910 nucleotides. Its product is annotated as tripartite motif-containing protein 16-like. The transcript is spliced from 6 exons. NCBI's taxonomy places the organism in Eukaryota, Metazoa, Chordata, Actinopteri, Acipenseriformes, Acipenseridae. The record is from RefSeq and is a predicted model, not a curated record. Bases 32 to 1699 code for a protein of 555 amino acids. Gene Ontology annotation, molecular function: zinc ion binding; protein binding.